Molecule: messenger RNA, 924 nt
Organism: Eucalyptus grandis
Lineage: Eukaryota; Viridiplantae; Streptophyta; Magnoliopsida; Myrtales; Myrtaceae
Exons: 3
Coding region: 1-924 (307 amino acids)
Source: RefSeq, a predicted model, not a curated record
AUGGUGAACACAGUCAAGCUGUACCAGGCCUUGUUGCGAGCGACAAUGAAGCUCGCCGGCUUGAGACCUCGAAAGAUUGAGAUCGAACCCGGAACCAUCAUGAACUUCUGGGCUCCAACCCAAAGUCAAAACAACACCAAGAACGCUGUCGUCUUCCUUCAUGGCUUCGUCGGUGACGGCAUGAUGACAUGGCAUUUGCAGGUCCUCGCGCUCGCGAAGAAGUACGCCGUGUAUGUGCCAGACCUCCUCUUCUUCGGCAGCUCUGCCACAGGUGACAGCCGCCGGACGGUGGACUUCCAGGCGGAGUGCGUGGCGAAGGGCUUGCUGGCACUUGGGUUGCAGCGGUGCACGGUGGUGGGGUUCAGCUAUGGUGGGAUGGUGGCGUUCAAGUUGGCCGAGUUGCAGCCCGAACUGGUGGAGUCGGUGGUGGCAACGUGUUCCAUACCGGCAAUGACCGAGUCGAUGAGCAAGGAGUGCUUGGAAAAAUUGGGGUGUCCGACAUGGUCAGAGCUUUUGUUGCCUAAUUCCGUAAGUGGGGUGAAGAAGGCCGUUGGGAGCCACAGGUUGCCUAGAAUCCCUAAUCGUGUUUUCAAGGACAGUUUAGAGGUCAUAUUUAACAACAAAAAGGAGAAAGCUGAACUGCUGGAGGCUUUCGUCAUUCCAGACAAGGACUUCACUUUGCCGGAGUACUCCCAGUUACGGCUGGGACUCUCCGUGUUCGUUCCACUUAAUUCCUUUGCCAGUUUUGACUUGCUUGAAUCACUUUCGUUUGGCAGAAAAUUGGGAACUAAAGCAACGUUGGAGUGCAUUGAGAAAGCAAGCCAUCUUGCUAUUUGGGAGCGACCCUUCGUCUACAGUAAAUGUUUGAAGAGAAUUCUUGCCUCCAUCUACGACAAGAGGUCGAAUGAGUUUUGCUACGAGUGA